Messenger RNA from Medicago truncatula (barrel medic), 2340 nucleotides. RefSeq names its product ATP-dependent zinc metalloprotease FTSH 6, chloroplastic. Lineage: Eukaryota; Viridiplantae; Streptophyta; Magnoliopsida; Fabales; Fabaceae. Bases 202 to 2217 code for a protein of 671 amino acids. The record is from RefSeq and is a predicted model, not a curated record. Gene Ontology annotation, cellular component: chloroplast thylakoid membrane. Gene Ontology annotation, molecular function: zinc ion binding; metalloendopeptidase activity; ATP-dependent peptidase activity. Gene Ontology annotation, biological process: proteolysis. The transcript has 5 exons.
AAAACAAGACAAAAUAACAAAAAUCAUACUAAGAAAAUUCCAAAUUGAAGGCACCAGAAGUUUCUUAUGUUUCUGACUCUCUUUUUAAACUAACUUAACUUUUUCAUCUGAAUCAAUUUUUGCACACUUCUUAAGUUACUAACUAAAAAAAAAGUGUAAUCACAAAACCAUACUCUUGUAUAACAUCAAAUAAGUUAGAAAAUGUCUUCUACUCUAUCCCUCUCAAUGCCUUCCACAUUAAUCUUCAAGCCUCAAAACAUUUACAAAGACACCAACCAUACAAAAUCCAACAACAAAGAAACACCAACUUUGUUAGGCACCAAGGUCACAAAGAGGAAGCUAUUGACAUCAAGUGUGAUUGGAUUGGGCUCAUCUUGUGUUGUUAAGCCCACAAAAGCUGAGCCUGAGAGCCCAAUUGAUUCAACCUCAAAUAGAAUCUCAUACUCAAGAUUCUUGCAAUACUUGGAUGAAGGUGUUGUUAAGAAAGUGGACUUGUUAGAGAAUGGAACAGUUGCUAUUGCUGAGAUAUAUAAUACAACUUUGGAUAAAUUCCAAAGGGUUAAAAUUCAGUUACCAGGGUUGCCUCAAGAGUUACUUAGGAAAAUGAAAGAUAAAAAUAUUGACUUUGGUGUUUAUCCUAUGGAUACAAAUUGGGGAGUUGCAAUACUUGAUCUUUUGGGAAAUUUGGCAUUUCCUUUGAUAUUGCUUGGUACUUUACUCCUUAGGACAUCUAGAAAUAAUUCUGUUGGUGGCCCUAACUUGCCAUUUGGAUUAGGAAGGAGCAAGGCAAAAUUUGAGAUGGAACCAAACACAGGAGUGACAUUUGAGGACAUAGCAGGAGUUGAUGAAGCUAAACAAGAUUUCCAAGAGAUAGUUGAGUUCUUAAAAACCCCUGAGAAAUUCUCAUCAGUGGGAGCAAAAAUUCCAAAAGGAGUUCUAUUAGUAGGGCCACCAGGGACAGGAAAGACAUUGUUAGCAAAAGCAAUUGCAGGAGAAGCAAAAGUUCCAUUCUUUUCUCUAUCUGGUUCAGAGUUCAUCGAGAUGUUUGUCGGUGUUGGUGCUUCAAGAGUGAGAGAUUUGUUUAAUAAGGCAAAAGAAAAUUCACCUUGUUUGGUAUUUAUUGAUGAGAUAGAUGCUGUAGGGAGACAGAGAGGUACUGGUAUUGGUGGAGGGAAUGAUGAAAGAGAACAAACAUUGAAUCAGUUGUUGACUGAAAUGGAUGGUUUUAAUAGUAAUACUGGUGUUAUAGUUAUUGCUGCUACUAAUAGACCUGAAAUUCUUGAUUCGGCUUUGCUUAGACCUGGGAGGUUUGAUAGACAGGUAACUGUUGGAUUACCAGACAUUAGAGGGAGGGAAGAAAUAUUGAAAGUUCAUAGUAACAACAAGAAGCUUGACAAAGAUAUCUCACUCGGUGUCAUUGCCAUGAGAACUCCAGGAUUCAGCGGUGCGGACCUGGCAAACCUCAUGAAUGAAGCAGCCAUUCUAGCUGGUCGAAGGCAAAAAGAGAAGAUCACAAUGAAAGAAAUCGACGACUCUAUUGAUCGAAUUGUCGCAGGCAUGGAAGGAACCACGAUGACAGAUGGCAAGUGCAAAAUUUUGGUGGCUUACCAUGAAGUUGGACAUGCUAUUUGUGCGACACUUACCCCAGGACAUGAUCCAGUACAAAAAGUUACUCUAGUUCCAAGAGGCCAAGCUAAGGGCUUAACAUGGUUCAUACCAAGUGAUGAUCCUUUUCUUAUCUCCAAGAAUCAACUAUUUGCUAGAAUAGUUGGUGGCCUAGGAGGUAGAGCUGCAGAGGAAGUCAUAUUUGGUGAAACUGAGAUAACCACUGGAGCUGCAGGGGACUUGCAACAAAUUACACAGAUAGCAAGACAGAUGGUAACAACAUAUGGCAUGUCUGAGAUUGGACCAUGGACAUUAAUUGAUCCUUCAGUUCAGAGCAGUGAUGUAGUGCUAAGAAUGCUGGCAAGAAAUUCAAUGUCUGAAAAAUUAGCUGAGGACAUUGAUAACUCAGUGAGACAUAUAAUUGAGACAGCAUAUGAAGUUGCAAAGAAUCACAUAAAGAAUAAUCGUGAUGCAAUUGAUAAAUUAGUUGAUGUGUUGCUUGAAAAUGAGACACUUAGUGGAGAUGAAUUUAAAUCAAUCUUGUCAGAAUUUAUAGAUAUUUCUUCAAUUAAGAUUGAUAGAACCUCUAUAAGGGAAAUGAUUGAAGCAUGAGAAUGAUCAUAGCUUUCUAAUGUGGUAGGAUGGAGUUGUAUAUGAGUUCAUAUAGUCUAGAGUCUAUACUUUAAGAUCAUAUAGUAUUUUCAUUUUUCAGUUUUUGCUUUUACUUGUUUCAAA